AGAUUUAUUUGCGUGUGAUUGUUGAGUUCACUGCUGCAUUCACCAAUCAAGAAGAAAAAGAAGAAAACAGUCGACACACCAUCGAGUCCCUCGUUCGAUCAAUGAAUCCUUCCUUCCCACGACAUUCCAUAAUUGUCGACACCGCGCCGCCGCCACCGCCCACCCUCGGGUCCGUGAAGCCCACAGUUGUGUACGCGGAGAAGAGCACCAGCACAGCGGCCCGUGCAUUCAACGCGUCGGCAGAUGCUGUCAACGUCACCAUGCGCAACGUCACGCAUCAGGUGACUUCCGCCGUGAGCAGCGCCGCGAAGGCAAUCAGUCGAGAGACCGCGUCAGCAGCGCCGAGUGGGAACUGGACGACGGCGUCUGACACCACACCAACCACCACCACCACAACCGGCAUUCGGUGGUCUGAAGAGCUCAACAGGAUGACGACGACGUCCGUGUCGGAGCGGGCGUCGCGCCUCUCGCUGUUGCACUUCUUCGCGUGGAUUUUGCUUUUUUCCACGCUGACGAUGACGACAGUAGUGCUGCUCAACUGGGUCCUGCGCAGCCGCCAAUCUGCUGCGGACGCGCGUGGCGAAGAGGAGGACGAAGAGAUGCCUACAAAGGCGUUCGUCUUUCCAUCGACGUCGUCCACGCAGGGAACGCUAGCGGAAGGCCCGAGCAGCGCGUCCUCGUCCUCGAAUCGUCUCUUAGCGUCGCGUGGCAACUUAGCACGACAGCAAUUCCUCGAGUCGCGCAAGACAGGCGGGAAUGCCAAGAAUUACGGCGGCACAGGUACGACGUAA
Leptomonas pyrrhocoris is the source of this 791-nucleotide messenger RNA. RefSeq lists its product as hypothetical. Lineage: Eukaryota; Euglenozoa; Kinetoplastea; Trypanosomatida; Trypanosomatidae. Bases 102 to 791 code for a protein of 229 amino acids. The transcript has a single exon. The record is from RefSeq and is a predicted model, not a curated record.